Molecule: messenger RNA, 1137 nt
Organism: Chaetomium globosum CBS 148.51
Lineage: Eukaryota; Fungi; Ascomycota; Sordariomycetes; Sordariales; Chaetomiaceae
Exons: 1
Coding region: 1-1137 (378 amino acids)
Source: RefSeq, a predicted model, not a curated record
AUGCUCAAAACGUUAUUUUACUCCCUCGCCUGGCUUGCCACAUUGGCAUCGGCCGUUGUAAAUCCCAGCCCGGCCGUCGGCAUUGAACAGCGGGCAUUGACAACGACGACUGUGGUUAAAUGGACCACUACCACGGUAACGGUGAAUCCGUCUGACCCAACCGUUUGGGUGACGUUGGCUACAACAUGGACAUGGCCUUCCACCACAACAACCACAAAGACAACGGGAUGCAUAACUGUUUCGUACAUUUACCCCCCGGAGGACCCAACACCAACACCCAGUACUACUAGUGGCGAUGCCACAACGACUACGGUGCUCAGGACAGUCACGUCGAAGACGACAGUCACAGAGACCCGCACCGAUGUCCCGCUUACCACGAGGUAUUCAGGGACAGUCGCGACGGUGAGCAUGACAACCGACUUGACAGAGUACUCCACCAAGUGCACAAACACGGCAGUGUUGUCCUUUUACAUCGGGACGACCUACACGUCGACAUACACUCAAGCCGCCACCCGUAGCAGAAUAACCGAGACCGCGGUCUGUAUGAUAACCACCACACGAUGGUUGCCGCAAACCAACGUGACGUUGCUGCCUUCGUUUACAACACCUUACUGGGACCCUGAUUACUACACCAACGGAACUAUUCUCACGGUCACCGAGCCAAUCUCAAGGACCACUUAUGUCACCGUCACCACGGACGCGGUGACGUCAACCUCGGUGAUUUGCGAUAACCCGAGCACGGUGAUAACAUCCACCUACUUCACAGUAACCAAGACGGCAGCGACUACCACAGUCCAGCCCACGGGUUGCGAUGGCGUCUCCGAAAUCCCCACCACACCAACCGAAACGCCUGUAGCAUCAGCGGGGCUGAGACGGAGAGGUGUAAGGUUGAGGCACGCAGGGGGUGCUGGUAGUGAAGUCCGCAGACAGGCUGAAGACCCGGUGGGGACGCGGACCGUUGUGUUCACAACGACGGGGGUGCUAACCAACGGCACCACCGCGACCGUCACUCGGACGGGUAUCGUCGAGACCUACACCCAGACCCUUACCACCAUCGUCAUGGUUGGCGAGACGAUCAGCGCAACGGCGACCAAGUACCUUUCCGAGUGCUCCUCGGCAGCGGCAACAAGCGGUUGA